GGUGGCACCUUAUACGGAUUGGAGAGACGCCACGCAGACCCUCUGGCUCUGUAUCUGCUCGGGCGCACAGGGGGCAGUGCCAUGCACACUCCUGCUUAGGCGCUGCUCCUGAGCGGAGGGAACCAGUCAUUGGAUUUCUCUUCCACCGAUGACCAAACAAUGGAGAAGCCUGGAAACAUCACCCUCCACCCGAACGGCUCCGAUCCGUUCGCGAGGAACGAGGAGGUGGCCCAGAUCGAGAUCAUGGUGCUGUGCAUCACUUUGGUGGUCGCCGUGAUCGGAAACGUGAGCGUCCUUCUGGCGAUGUACAACACCAAGAAGAAGAUGUCGCGCAUGCACCUCUUCAUCAAACACCUGAGCCUGGCUGACCUGGUGGUCGCCUUCUUCCAGGUGCUGCCGCAGCUCUGCUGGAAGGUUACCUUCCGCUUCUAUGGUCCGGACUUUCUAUGCAGGAUCGUGAAGCACCUCCAGGUGACGGGGAUGUUUGCCUCCACCUACAUGAUGGUGAUGAUGACCCUUGACCGCUACAUCGCCAUCUGCCACCCGCUGAAAACCCUCCAUCAGCCCACUCAGCGCUCCUACAUCAUGAUUGUCUCCACGUGGAUGUGCAGCCUGGUGUUCAGCACGCCGCAGUACUUCAUCUUCUCCCUGAGCGAGAUCAAGAACGGCUCGAAAGUCUACGACUGCUGGGCGCACUUCAUCGAGCCCUGGGGCGCCAGGGCGUACAUCACCUGGAUCACCGGCGGGAUCUUCCUGGUGCCCGUGGUCAUCCUUGUGAUGUGCUACGGCUUCAUCUGCCACAGCAUAUGGAGAAAUAUCAAAUACAAGAAAAGGAUAACGAUGGCUGGCGCUGUGAGCAAGAACGGGUUGAUUGGAAAGAAUUCAGUCAGCAGCGUCACGACCAUAUCGAGAGCCAAGCUGCGGACUGUUAAGAUGACUUUUGUGAUUGUUUUGGCGUACAUCAUUUGUUGGGCGCCGUUUUUCACCGUGCAGAUGUGGUCGGUGUGGGAUGAAAACUUCAUGUAUGCUGAUUCUGAGAACACAGCAGUGACUCUUUCUGCGCUCCUUGCCAGUCUCAACAGCUGCUGCAACCCGUGGAUAUACAUGAUCUUCAGCGGCCACCUCCUGCAGGAUUUCGUGCACUGCUUCUCCUGUUGCCACAGAGCAAACACGGACUUCAAGAAGGAGGACUCGGACAGCAGCAUCCGCAGGACGACGCUGCUGACUAAGAUGACCAACCGCAGCCCCACAGGCAGCACUGGCAACUGGAGAGAGAUGGACAACUCUCCCAAGACCUCCAUUCAGAUGGAGUAAACACACAGCUGAGCAGUUAAAUGUUUACCGGGGGUGGGAAUGAACACAUGUGUUGCAGUGACACAGAGGUACACUCACAGUAUCAGCUCGUCUUAGCUGCAGACAUGACUGACAGUGACUCAAGUGUCCCAAAGCCAUUCACAGAGGAGAGUUAGGUUGAGAGGAUAUUUGGAAAUUCCAACUGCUGCUUCUUCCUCAGUUCUUCUUGCUUUAGAUCAUCUCUGCAACAAUAUAACAAAAUAUUUGGAAAAAGGUGUAAUUCAUCUUCCCAAUUGUUGGUAAGUGCCAUUUGUGCUGACAGUUGCUUAGCACCAGUUUGUUAAAUUCAGUCAUAAUACAACAAAAAUCCAUGAUUCAUGAUUUCCUCUUUUCAUGCUUUUGAGAGAAAGCUGUGGUUAUCCAUCCCUGCACCGCCGCCGAGGACCCUUUCCUGUCAAGGUGUUUGCAAAGAUAAAACUUGUAAAGCAGCCAAGUCGGUGGUGAAAACGAUCAUUCCAGACCGCAGGUCUCCAAGUAACGGAAGCAUUCACCUCAUCCUUUGCAGCCAGCUUUCCAUUUUGUUAUUAUUUCUCUCUGAGCCAGAUUUUAGUGGGUCAUAUACAAAAAUCAUCUUUACACCAACUUUUCCUUUGGCCCUUCACAGACAAGAAAUAUUAUGGGUGAGGGAUUUUGGCUGCAGUUACCCUCUGUGCCCUUUUCGUGCAUUCACAUAUUUCUAAUGGAUUUGUUUCAUGUAAAAGCUGGCAGCCCUAAAGGAUGGCUUUCAUCUCUGUUCAGCGGAGGCAGAUGGAACAUAGCAGGGACAUUCACGUCACACACACACACACACACACUCGGGUGCGAAGGGGGUGGCGGUGGUUUUGAUUGGCCACAGUCUGCCUACCGACCCACAGACCCCUCCCACUGUUUACACAAAAUGUUGGGGAGAAGCUCAAACAUUCCACUAACACAACGUCAACACACUUCCUGAUUUUUUUGGGACA
Messenger RNA from Paralichthys olivaceus (Japanese flounder), 2297 nucleotides. It is a transcript of the gene avpr1aa, whose product is annotated as arginine vasopressin receptor 1Aa. Gene Ontology annotation, cellular component: plasma membrane. NCBI's taxonomy places the organism in Eukaryota, Metazoa, Chordata, Actinopteri, Pleuronectiformes, Paralichthyidae. Gene Ontology annotation, biological process: cellular response to hormone stimulus; regulation of systemic arterial blood pressure by vasopressin; positive regulation of vasoconstriction. Gene Ontology annotation, molecular function: vasopressin receptor activity; peptide binding. The record is from RefSeq and is a predicted model, not a curated record.